Alosa sapidissima (American shad) is the source of this 849-nucleotide messenger RNA. RefSeq lists its product as uncharacterized. Lineage: Eukaryota; Metazoa; Chordata; Actinopteri; Clupeiformes; Clupeidae. The coding region runs from base 139 to 849 and encodes 236 amino acids. The transcript is spliced from 6 exons. The record is from RefSeq and is a predicted model, not a curated record.
ACUCGCCUUUUGACCCAGAGAGCGCUAAGAAGUUGGAACAUUUCACUGACGGAAAUUGGAAUUGUGGAGGCUACAAUAAACGGGCCUACAUAACUCAUCAGGAUUGGUAUUCCUUGGUUGUCAAGCAGCAUUGACAAGAUGGCCGCUGAUAGGCGUAUUGUCUACUGCCUGUUAUGUGAGAAGCCUCAUGAAAAUUUGUCAAGUCACCUUAAGAAGGCCUGUAUGAAGGACAACACAGAAGAAGAGCGUAACGCUGAGUUGACCAAGGCCAAAAUAUCCCAAAAAGAAUGGACGAGAGUGGGCAGACGUUGGGAGUACCAUGAGGUUGAUUCCUUAAUGAAUGAGGAAGAUCCCCUCCGUGCCCUCAUCGACCGGCUGAAAAGCAAGGGCUUCUUUAUAGUCAAAGACCCAUCGGAAAGCUCUCCAGCUGAGCAACGGCAGCUUCUGCAAGACGUCACUCCGUGGAUGCGCAGUAUGGUUGCCAAACUUAAGACUGGAGUGAACGUGGCAACAAACUACACGACACAGUUCCGAUACUUUUGUAUGGGCGUGUUGUCUGUGGUAUACAACAAAUCUUUGAAGAGUAUAGAGACUUUCAAAACUGCAGGUUGGGUUGAUAGACAGCAGACAUCAAGUGGUGUGACCAUCCAAUUCAGUGAUAAUUCAGUGGCCUGUACACUCAGAAAGGAAGAAGAAGAGUGGUUUGAGUUGUACUUUACCAAGAUACGGCCACUGGCUUUACUUAGACAAGAUGAAUAUAUGGACGACGAAGGCUGCUUCUUUCUAGGACAGAAUGGUGGUCCCAUUGCAAACACAAAAACAGAUUUACAACGUCUUUGUAAGUUGUAA